GAUCUACUACAAUGGCAAGAAGAAGAAGAAGCUCUCUAUCUCUCUCUUUCUCUCUAAAAAGAAAUUCCUGCUUGAAAAUGUAGAUAUUUCUCUUCCUUUUAAGCCAGACUCUAUAAUGUUCUUCAGUGUAGUCAGAGUUAGUUAGCUGUAGCAAUAAGCUGCUUGUUCUGCUCGCGGCCUCUGAAGGAUCUGGAGCGGCGCUAAAUCUCCGACACUCUGCUGGUCAACAAACUAGCGACUCCACGGGAUCCGAGAGAUGAGCUGCAGUGUCCUGGAUGAGGAGCAGUUCCGUCUGUCCUGCCAGCUGCUCCUUCAGCGCUCUGACCAGUUGGGGGAUGGCUGGAGCUGGGAAGCGGUUCAGGGCUCAGAAGAGGGCUACCUCAGAAAGACUGCACUAAGGUCAGUUCCUAGUGACUGGGGUCCACUUCAUGACCAGAAGGGGUUUAGUUCCCACCCACAGCCACAGACCCUGUGUGACUCUACUGGACAUGAAAAGGAAGAACAGGACCCAGCUGCCUCCACUGGUUCUGACUUCCUCAGAGCUGAAGAAGAAGAUGAUGGUAGCUACACAGUGACUAACAGCAGCAGCCUGGUGCUUCAGUACGAGUAUCACAUCCUGUUCUCCUGCAGCUACGGAGCUCCUGUCCUGUAUUUCAGAGCGUUCACUUUGGAGGGGAGGAGCCUGGCAUUAGAGGAGAUGUGGAGCACCAUCCACCCAAACUACAGGCUGUGUUUUCAGAACUGCCCUCUUAAUGCAAUAAGUCAGCAGGAGCACCCCUUGCUGGGCCAGCCGUUCUUUUUCUUUCACCCAUGUAGAACAGAGGAGUUCAUGGGACCUGUGCUGCAGGCUGCUCCAGAUCAAGGCAGGCCAGUGAACUAUGUGCUGUCAUGGCUGAGCGUGGUGGGGCCUGUUGUGGGUCUGGAUGUUCCGCUGCAGUACUGCACAGCUCUCCAUUCUACAAAACCUGACUGAAGCUGAACACACACACCUGCUGAUCUUCACACACACCUGGACAUGUUUGUCUUGUUUUUUCCAUGUAACUAUUUCUAAUACCCCAAAUAAUUAUGUUGGUAUAGGCAUACCAUUUGGUACCAUUUGGUACCAUUUUACAAAUGGUACAAUGGUACAAACUACACACACAAAGUAUAGUUUUUGUGUGUUUCACAAACUAUACUUAAUUUUCAUUUUGUAAACUGAAAACUUAUGUA
This is a messenger RNA of Xiphophorus couchianus (Monterrey platyfish), 1209 nucleotides long. It is a transcript of the gene atg10, whose product is annotated as ATG10 autophagy related 10 homolog (S. cerevisiae). Gene Ontology annotation, biological process: autophagy of mitochondrion; autophagosome assembly; protein lipidation. The coding region runs from base 257 to 973 and encodes 238 amino acids. The record is from RefSeq and is a predicted model, not a curated record. Gene Ontology annotation, cellular component: cytosol. Gene Ontology annotation, molecular function: Atg12 conjugating enzyme activity. The transcript is spliced from 7 exons. NCBI's taxonomy places the organism in Eukaryota, Metazoa, Chordata, Actinopteri, Cyprinodontiformes, Poeciliidae.